Vicia villosa (hairy vetch) is the source of this 4101-nucleotide messenger RNA. Its product is annotated as kinesin-like protein KIN-7F. NCBI's taxonomy places the organism in Eukaryota, Viridiplantae, Streptophyta, Magnoliopsida, Fabales, Fabaceae. Gene Ontology annotation, molecular function: ATP binding; microtubule motor activity; microtubule binding. The record is from RefSeq and is a predicted model, not a curated record. Gene Ontology annotation, biological process: microtubule-based movement. The transcript is spliced from 13 exons. The coding region runs from base 483 to 3725 and encodes 1080 amino acids.
AACCGAGGGGUAAAACAGUAAAUCAAUAAAAUUUCAGUUUUAGCGGGUGAAACGAUUUCAUAUUUCGCGGUGGUUGCGGAAACAAAACACCAACGGCUUUGCCUAUACCCAUAACAACCCGCCUCAUCUGAUUCUCCAACUCCGUUAUCUCUAUCUCCGGUCACCCACCGGCGGCCACCGAGACAGAGAAAACGGUUUCACCUAUUAACCUAUCUUCCCCCUUUCUCUUUAUCGUACAAUUCAAACACAAACACAAAAGCGAUCGUUGCUUUGCUUCGCAGAUAAUCGAAUUAUCGUGUAUGUUUAUUUUCCCUUAGGUUUUGUGAGUAAUGUGGAAAAUACGAUAGCGAAACGUUGAAGAAACGAAAUGGAUAAGAGAGGCGUUGUUGCUGUUGCAAUUGCAACGAUUACGAAAUUGUUAAUUUUCGUGUUAGUGUUUUGACCUUUGUUUUGUGAAGAUUAGAGAAACGACGACGUCCGUUAUGGAAGUCGGAGAGGAAGAAGGAAACACAGUUGAGAGGAUUUUUGUUGCGAUCAGAGUAAGGCCUUUGAACGAGAGAGAAAAAGCGAGACAAGAUGUGACGGAGUGGGAAUGCGUUUCUCAUAACGGCGUCAGAUUGAAGAACAAUGGCUGUGCUGAACCGCGGUCGCCGGCGGAUACAUAUACAUUUGAUAAGGUAUUUGGGGAAAAGUGUCCUACUAAGCAGGUGUAUGAGCAAGGGAUUAAGGAUGUUUCCCUUUCAGUAGUUAGGGGUAUCAACUCUAGCAUUUUUGCAUACGGGCAAACAAGCAGUGGAAAGACAUAUACCAUGUCAGGAAUUACUGAACUUGCUGUGAGGGAUAUAUAUGAAUACAUAGAAAAGCAUAAAGAAAGAGAGUUUAUUGUGAAGUUCUCUGCCAUGGAAAUAUAUAAUGAAGCUGUGAGAGACCUUCUCAAUUCAAAUGCUACCACACUAAGACUCCUAGAUGAUCCAGAGAAAGGGACUAUUGUUGAGAAACUUACUGAGGAGACUCUGACAGAGAGAAGUCGGUUGCAGCAACUUAUAUCAAAAUGUGCAGCUGAAAGGAUAACGGAAGAGACUGCCAUGAAUGAAACAAGCUCCAGAUCUCAUCAAAUUCUUAGACUGACAGUUGAAAGCAAUCCAGGUGAUUUUGUAGGCACUGCAAGAUCUGGCGCGCUAUUUGCCAGUGUGAAUUUUGUGGAUCUAGCAGGAAGUGAGCGUGCUUCUCAAGCAUUAUCAGCAGGCUCAAGAUUGAGAGAAGGCAGCCACAUAAAUCGCAGUUUACUGACCCUCGGAACAGUAAUCAGGAAACUAAGCAAGGAAAGAAAUGGGCACAUACCUUACAGAGACUCUAAGCUUACUCGCAUUCUGCAUAACUCUUUAGGAGGCAAUGCCAGAACAGCCAUCAUUUGUACAAUAAGUCCUGCCCGCAGCCAGGUUGAGCAAUCAAAAAAUACUCUAUUUUUUGCUGGUUGCGCAAAACAGGUGACUACUAAUGCUCGGGUCAACGUCGUGAUGUCAGACAAGGUUUUGGUAAAGCAACUACAAAAGGAAUUGUCUAGAAUGGAGAAUGAGUUGAAGAGCUUAAAUACCACCGUACUAAAGGAAAGGGAACUUCAGAUUAAACAGAUGGAUAAGGAAAUUAAAGAUUUGACCCGGCAACGUGAUCUCUUUCAAAAUUUGCUCAAGUCAGUUGGGAAAGAUGGGGUUUUAAGAGUAGAUCAAGAUUGGGCCUCAGAAUUGUCAGGCGUUGCUAAUGAUCCUAGUCCAGUUAGAUGCAUCAAUUCUGGGCAUUUUGACAGAACAACAUCCAUUUCGUCUAUUUCUAAUGAGCACCUUUUCAAGCAAUCUGAGAAUUCUGAAGACAACUUUCUCUUGGAUGGUUGCCCUCCCACGUUUGUUGGGCCUGAUCCAUGUCAAGGUUGGGAGGAAAUGGAUAGGAGAUCUGAAUCUGGAGAUAACUGCAAGGAAGUGCCUUGUAUUGAAAUAAAAGAAGUAGAAACAGAACACAAAACAGAUAUUAAUAUGUCCAUUCCUGCUUUUGAAGAAAACGAAAGAAAUUCUCCUGUGAUUCAAUUUAAGGAAGUAGAUGAUAAAUCAUCCUCAGGGAAUGGGCAUAGUGAUCAAGAUGCAGUUCAGCAAAAAACUGAGGAGAUUAAAAGGACCAAGGACCAUCUUGUGGACCGCUCAGAAAAAUGUAACGACACAUUUGAAUCCAAAUCUAGUUGCUUGGCUGCCAUGUCUCCUCAAGUAGAUAAGGUUGAUCAGGAAGAUUCACCACACUCUCCAUUCGGUAAGUUGGAGCAGAAUGUGUCACCUCCUUUGUUUAAUAAGCUAGACCAGGAAUCCACAUCACCUCUUCAGUUUGAUCUGGAAGAUUCACCACAUUCUCAAUUCGGUAAGUUGGAGCAGAAUGUGUCACCUCCUUCGUUUAAUAAGCUAAACCAGGAAUCCAAAUCACCUCUUCAGUCUGAUCAGGAAGAUUCACCACAUUCUCAAUUCGGUAAGUUGAAGCAAAAUUUGUCACUUCCUUCGCUUAAUAAACUAGACCAGGAAUCCACAUCACCUCUUCAGUCUGAUCAGGGAGAGCUUAAAACUGUGUCACCUCCUGAACUUGAUGAUCUGGACCAAGUAUCAUUCAAAUCACCAGCUGGUGUUGAAAACGAAUAUUCUCUUCAGUCUGAUCAGGAAUCCACAUCACCUCUUCAGUCUGAUCAGGAAUCCACAUCACCUCUUCAGUCUGAUCAGGAAUCCACAUCUCCUCCUCAGUCUGAUCAAGAAGAGCUUAAAACUGUAUCACCUCCUGAAUAUGAUGAUCUGGAACAAGUAUCAUUCAAAUCACCGGCUGGUGUUGAAAAGGAAUAUUCUACUAAUUUGGAAUGCUUUCCUGAGAAGCUAUUCGAACCGAAGUUACGCGCUAAAAGAAGAAAAUCUUCCAGAAAAUCUUCUCUAAUUCACAAGAUGAAUGCUUCCGUGGAAGAUGCAGAAUCUGUUAUGGAUUCUGAUUCAGAGGAAACUGCCAGCGUCCUCAAUUUUGUAGCAAGAAUGAACGAAAGUAAGCCAAAACCAGUGGACAUGGACAUUAAUAAUCUUAUGGUACCUGUGAGGACGCCUCAGAUCAAUAAAAAUGUGAACAGAGUAAAAGGUCUCAGUUUCCCCGGAGUUUGGGGGGAUUUAAUACCCUCUAAAUUUGAGAUGCAGCAGAGAGAUAUAAUCAAACUUUGGGAUACAUGCAAUGUGCCACUUGUACAUAGAUCCUAUUUUUUCCUUCUCAUCCAAGGCGAACUUUCGAAUUCAGUGUACUUGAAUGUAGAGCUCAAACGUUUGUCCUUUUUAAAGGACACUUUUUCAAGCGGACAAUACAUUACAGGAGAAGAAGGUGUUGAUGUCACACCUAAAUCAAGCCUCGCGUCUCUGACUCGUGAGAGGAAAAUGCUCAGUAAGCAAGUGCAUAAAAAGUUUUCAAGGAGGGCAAAAGAGGAACUAUACCUGAAGUGGGGUAUUGAUUUAAAGACUAAGCACAGAAGUACACAAUUGACAUGGCUCAUAUGGACAGAUACAAAAGAUUUGAACCACGUAAGAGAAAGCGCUGCACUUGUUGGGAAGCUGGUUGGUUUUAUUAACAUGGGCGAGGCCUCAAAGAAAACAUUUGGACUUGGCUUUUUAAUACGACGUAAAAGCAAGGAAUCCCUCGAUUGGAAGGAUACAAUGUCUUCUCUUUAAUAUAGUUAGCUUGAGAGAAAGUAAACGAAGACAUUUCAGCUGAUUAAAUUCAGGCUUAUUUUUUCUGCAUGGUCUGUCAUGGGAAUGAGAAAAACCCUUUGUCACACAUCAUACGUCUCACAUUAUACUUGAUACCGAAGCCAAGAAUAGUAAAAGAAAAGUGGGGAGACAAACAAAAGAAAAAUAAAAUUCUUGUGCAAAUAAAUCUUGUUCCACUGUUUAAAGUAUUUGCUCGUUCAAAUAACCUACAAUUUCCGGUAAGAGCUGAGAAUAACCCCACUUUAUAUAUUUUAGGACUGAGGGAGUAUUGUGGAACGCAUAUUGUGUAAUGACUUGUUCCUCAUUAAAAAUUCAAUUAUAUAUAUUAAUUUAUUAA